AUGACGAAUUUUGAUGGUGUCGUCACAGACGAAUUUGAUUCAAUUAGAAGGUCCAUUUUGGCUCUUAAAAAUGAUCCACUCAAGCCUCGCUUGGAUCAGAUCCGUAAGCAAGCAGAUGAUCAUCGGUCUCUGGCUCUGGUUUAUGCAUCUUAUGCAAGGAAGCUCAAGCUCGAGAACUCAAAACUUGUCAGGAUUUUUGCAGAAUUGUCACGAAACUUGACAGAUUUAAUAAGCGAACCUCAGUAUAGGGCUCUUCUAAGCAAUGACGCAGUCCUUGUGGACGAAUCAGUUGUUCGGCAGUUUGAGAAAGAAGUGAAGGAACGUAUUAAAACCACACGUCAGGUGAUUGGCGAAGCGAAGGAGUCAUUUGUUAUCCAGCUCAAGAUUCAGAAGUUGAAGGAUACAAUUUUCGCUGUGAAUGAGCAAUUAACAAAGGCAAAGAAGCAAGGUGCCUUCUCGAGCUUGAUCGCUGCAAAGUCAAUUCCAAAGAACUUGCAUUGUCUCACAAUGAGGUUGAUGGAAGAGCAGAUCGCUCAUCCUGAAAAGUACUCCGAUGAAGGGAAGCUAACACCACCAGAAGUUGAAGAUCCUAAUCUGUACCACUAUGCCAUAUUCUCUGAUAAUGUUGUUGCGGCAUCUGUUGUGGUAAAUUCAGCAACCAAAAAUGCAAAGGAACCCUGGAAGCAUGUGUUUCAUGUUGUAACUGAUAAGAUGAAUCUUGGAGCGAUGCAAGUGAUGUUUAAGCUGAAGGAUUAUAAUGGUGCACAUAUUGAGGUAAAGGCAGUUGAGGAUUACAAAUUCCUGAAUUCUUCGUAUGUUCCAGUCCUUCGGCAAUUGGAGUCUGCUAACCUUCAAAGAUUUUACUUUGAGAACAAGCUUGAGAAUGCUACAAAGGACACCACAAAUAUGAAGUUUAGGAAUCCCAAAUAUUUAUCAAUCUUGAAUCAUUUGAGAUUCUACUUACCAGAAAUGUAUCCAAAGCUUCACAGAAUUUUAUUUUUGGAUGAUGAUAUAGUUGUUCAAAAGGACCUCACUGGGUUAUGGAAAAUUGAUAUGGAUGGCAAGGUGAAUGGAGCUGUAGAAACAUGCUUUGGAUCAUUCCAUAGAUAUGCUCAGUACAUGAAUUUCUCGCAUCCCUUGAUCAAAGCAAAAUUUAAUCCAAAAGCUUGUGCUUGGGCUUAUGGAAUGAAUUUCUUUGAUUUAGACGCAUGGAGAAGGGAAAAAUGCACAGAAGAAUAUCAUUAUUGGCAGAAUCUGAAUGAGAACCGGACACUCUGGAAACUAGGGACAUUGCCUCCUGGUCUAAUCACGUAUUACUCAACGACAAAGCCGCUGGAUAAGUCAUGGCAUGUUUUAGGACUUGGGUAUAACCCAAGUAUUAGCAUGGAAGAGAUUAACAACGCAGCAGUGGUUCACUUCAAUGGUAACAUGAAGCCAUGGCUUGACAUUGCCAUGACACAAUUCAAGCCACUUUGGACAAAGUAUGUUGACUAUGAGUUAGAUUUUGUUCAGGCAUGUAAUUUUGGUAUCUAA
Molecule: messenger RNA, 1533 nt
Organism: Arachis stenosperma
Lineage: Eukaryota; Viridiplantae; Streptophyta; Magnoliopsida; Fabales; Fabaceae
Product: galacturonosyltransferase 8
Exons: 3
Coding region: 1-1533 (510 amino acids)
Molecular function (GO): polygalacturonate 4-alpha-galacturonosyltransferase activity
Source: RefSeq, a predicted model, not a curated record